AUGCCUUCGGAACAGGAUCCUCUACUCCCUUCAAAUCCGCCUGCGCCAGAGAUCCGCGGUUAUGGCUACUCGAGCAACAAAGAGAUCGUCCCAGAAACAACUUCCUUCGAGCCAUCGGUCUUUGCUCGACCAAACUUUGACCCAGACCAGGAGGAAGAGGGAGACAGAGAAGACACUCAACCAACAGCUAGCUCGGCUCUUGGUACCCUCGGCUCCAUCUUUACGAUCGUGGUGUUUUUCGCUUUCGUUGUCCUGCUGUUGAGCCCCAAGUCUCGAGAGGAUGAGCCGAUCCCUGCGCCAAAAACACCAGCGGCUAUAGAUGAGCGAGUUUCUGCCAUUCUCGAUAGCACGCCGUUAAUUGACGGACAUAAUGACUUGGCUAUCUUCAUCAGGGCAGCUUAUCAAAAUAAACUACACGGGAAAUUUAAGGAUAAGUUCGUCAACGGUGGGUUGGAGGCAGAUGUUGAUCUCCCUCGCCUCAGAGAGGGCAAAGUUGGGGGUGCCUUCUGGAGUGCGUUUGUUGUGUGCCCGGAGGACGCAAGUGAUAACUUUUCCGAUGAGACUUAUGCGACUGAGGUGUUCCACACUCUUUCCCAGAUCGACUUGAUACGACGCAUCCAAAGCCAAUAUCCCAAGAAAUUUACAUUUGCCACGACCCCUCUGUCGUCGGCGCUGACCGACUUUCAUGCCACAAAAGCUUUGAUAUCGCCCAUCAGCAUCGAAGGUCUCCAUCAGAUACCACAAUCGGCGCCCUUAUCCACUCUUCGUCUAUAUCAUGCUCUAGGAGUACGGGCGGCCACCUUGACUUGGAAUUGUCAUAAUGCUUUUGCCGAUGCUGCACUGAUUUCGUCCAAAGGGGAAACGACCGUCGCUGGCUAUCAUCGAGGGGGUCUCACACCCGCUGGCCGGGAUGUUAUACGUGAGAUGAACCGCUUGGGGAUGCUUGUCGACAUCUCUCAUACCUCGUAUUGGACCCAAAGGGCUGUCUUGAGCAACGGAACAUCCGAGGCGCCCGUGAUAUUCUCUCACUCAUCGGCCUUUGCCUUGUGCCCGCAUCCGAGAAAUGUCGAGGACGAUAUCCUAGAGUUAGUCAAGGAGACCAAGAGCUUGGUAAUGAUCAAUUUCAGCCCAGGCUUCAUCUCCUGCCUUCCUCCGCCAAACUCCAGCGUCUUGCCGGAGCUCUAUGAAAAGAACAAUACUGUCCAUCAAGUUGCAAGACAUAUUAUCUACGUGGGCGAGAAGAUUGGCUAUGAUUACGUUGGACUAGGAAGUGACUUCGACGGUAUGGGUGAACUCACUCCUAAAGGGCUGGAGGGAGUUGACAAGUACCCAAAUCUCGUGGCUGAGCUCCUGAAAAACGGUGUAUCCGAUCACGAUGCAGCUAAGAUUGUCGGUGGGAAUUUACUAAGGGUCUGGCGAACGGUUGAUGCAAUUGCAAAAGGCCUUCAAGAGAAGAUCCUUGAGGGCGAGGACGAAGUCAGUGGAUGGUAA
Messenger RNA from Exophiala aquamarina CBS 119918, 1491 nucleotides. Its product is annotated as membrane dipeptidase. Bases 1 to 1491 code for a protein of 496 amino acids. NCBI's taxonomy places the organism in Eukaryota, Fungi, Ascomycota, Eurotiomycetes, Chaetothyriales, Herpotrichiellaceae. Gene Ontology annotation, molecular function: metallodipeptidase activity. The transcript has a single exon. The record is from RefSeq and is a predicted model, not a curated record. Gene Ontology annotation, biological process: proteolysis.